AUGACGAAGUUAAUACAACAGUUAAAUUUUAGUAGUAGUAAUUACUUCGACCUUGUAAGAUACGAGCCUAACUCUACUAAAGGAGAGAAUUACUAUGGUGACUGCGCGUCUUUGAACGCGGCCGGCAGCAAGCGCUCGGCUUUGUCGGCUUCCGACGCCGAGUGUUUUUCGCUCUGCCUGGGCGCCGGGCCUCUGUGGGGCCGUCUUCACGAGCAAGAGAAUCGCGGCGAGUCCGCGCUUCUAUCGUCGGGUAGUCUCCACGGACGAGCGGUUAUUCCGCCAGCGUAUCGUGGUCCUGAUGUCCCUGCUCACGGCUCGGCACCGCCCGGAGGGGUGAGUAGCGGGGCUUCGAGCCCCGCUACCCCAUCCACCCCCACUCACGACGACAACAAUCAGUUUAAAUGGUCUGUAACGUCAGGUGACUUGUUGAGCGCUCUACUAUGGGCCAGCGCGAGCUCGUUAUCGAGCAGCGCGGAGAGCUUGGCUUCCGAGUCGAACUUACCGUCGCUGUCUCACCCGGCUCUGCACCCAGAAAGACGUGAAGCGGUUAUCAGCAAGAUACUGGAGCGCAAAGAUCGGCAACCAGUAAAGAUCGACUUCAAAAUUUUCCUUACGGAAAACACCGUUACUCGCUGGGAAGCUGUGUUGCAUGGCAGUACCAUCUAUCUGCGCAUGCCUGGAGUGCUGCAAUCUGGAAGCAAGGAGAGCUUCAUGCUCCUGUUGGACUUUGCUGAAGAGAGACUUGGUUGCAGCAACUGCAUUAUCUGCGUUUUGAAGUCCCGACCGGAUCGAGCCACACUCCUUCGCACUUUCAUGUUCAUGGGAUUCCAACUGCUCUCGCCCACUUCGCCACUAAUGCCGCCGGAAAUCAACAACCCCGAUUACGUCUUCUUGCACUAUAAUAUGCAAUAA
Messenger RNA from Parnassius mnemosyne (clouded apollo), 912 nucleotides. The record is from the annotation of a GenBank genome assembly. Lineage: Eukaryota; Metazoa; Arthropoda; Insecta; Lepidoptera; Papilionidae.